This is a messenger RNA of Brassicogethes aeneus, 857 nucleotides long. NCBI's taxonomy places the organism in Eukaryota, Metazoa, Arthropoda, Insecta, Coleoptera, Nitidulidae. The record is from the annotation of a GenBank genome assembly.
AGAAAAUCUGUCAGCUAAUUUUAAUUUUGUGUCGUUUUAUUAAUUUAUAAAUUAAACAUGUCGUCUAUAAAGUUUUCGGCUAAAGCUUAUUGCAAAAUAAUUUUACACGCAGCUAAAUAUCCACAUUGUGCUAUAAAUGGAGUGUUAUUAGCCAAAUCGACCUCGAAAAAGGAAGAUAUUGAAUUUGUUGAUGCAGUGCCUUUAUUUCAUAUAUCCAUUAAUUUAACCCCUAUGGCUGAGAUAGCUUUAAUGCAGAUUGAUGAGUUGGUAUCGAAAAAAGGCCUUGUUAUAGCUGGUUAUUAUACUGCUUUAGAAAAUUUAAAGGACAAUAAUUUUGAGAAAGCGCACCACAGAAUAGUGGACAAAAUUGCAGCACAAAAUGGGUCAUCAUAUGUAGUUUUGGUAAACAACAGUAAACUAAGUGUAUAUUUAGAUAAUGUGGCUCUAAAAGUAGCACAAUACAGUGAUGGGAAUAUGAAACCAUGUGAUCUCCACAGGGUUGUUUUAAGUCCAGACACAACCUUAGAUACUUGCUCGCAUCUUUUGGAACAAGAAGCUUAUGAGGAACUGGUAGAUUUUGAUAACCAUUUAGAUAAUGUUUCUUUGGAUUGGAUAAACAUUAAGUUAAAUGAAAAAAUAGAGAAUAUAUUGUGAAACAAGAAGUAUUAAAUUAAGCAUUUAUUUAUGUAAUUUCUGUUAAAUGGUUUUGUUAUUAUAGUAUGUUAAUUGUUUUCAUUUAUAUCUUAAGUACAAAAUCUAUGUUCUUUGGUAAUUACUUUAGCAUGUUCUUUGCUAAUUUACUUUAGCAUUUUUUUAAUAUUGUGUAGUUUUUUAUUUUGUUCUUAUGUAUAAUUACC